Molecule: messenger RNA, 3005 nt
Organism: Myotis myotis
Lineage: Eukaryota; Metazoa; Chordata; Mammalia; Chiroptera; Vespertilionidae
Gene: VWA7
Product: von Willebrand factor A domain containing 7
Source: RefSeq, a predicted model, not a curated record
AGGGGAGCCGCCCGGUGCUGCUGCUGCUGUGGCUUUGGGCCCGGAGGACAGGCCAGGGGUCAGUCCUGCCCACCCUGCUGGGCCUCCGUCCUGCCGCCCAGCCCCACGUGGGUUAAUUAUAACUCUGACCUAAGUGCCCUAUGACACACCACUGGCUGCCCUGCUGGAGACCCACCGCCAGGUCUACGUCCGCUAUGCCCCUCACCCACGUGCCCCUGGCCCUGGGCUCCAUGCUGCUGCUGCUGCUACAGCUGCUGUCCCCCACAUCUGCCUUCUUCCCCAACAUCUGGAGCCUCCUGGCCGCCCCUGGCUCUGUCACCCACCAGGACCUGACGGAGGCGGCGGCUCUCAAUGUCACUCUGCAGCUCUUCCUGGAGCGGCCGCCCCCGGGCCGGCACCCCCUUCGUCUUGAGGACUUCCUGGGCCGCACCCUCCUCGCCGAUGACCUCUUUGCCUCCUACUUCGGACCUGGGUCCCCUUCCCGGCGGUUCCGAGCAGCCUUAGGCGAGGUGUCUCGUGCCAAUGCAGCCCAGGACUUUCUGCCAACUUCCAGGAACGACCCUGACUGGCACUUCGAUGCCGAGCGGCUGGGCCAGGGGCGCACACGCCUGGUGGGGGCUCUGCGGGAGGCCCUGGUGGCGGCCCAAGCCGGCGACCACGCCCUGGCCCGGCAGCGCCUCGGGGCGGCCCUCCAUGCCUUGCAGGACUUCUACAGUCACAGCAACUGGGUGGAGCUGGGGCAGCAGCGGCCACACCCGCACCUCCUCUGGCCACGGCAGGAGCUGGGGAGCCUGGCACAAGUGGGAGAUCCUACCUGUGCCGAUUGUGAGGAGCUGAGCUGCCCUGGGAACCUGCUGGGUUUCACACGCCUCACCUCUGGCUACUUUGGAACGUAUCCCUCCAAGCCUCCAGGAAAAUGCAGCCACGGGGGCCGUUUUGACCAGAGCAGCUCUCAGCCACCCCGGGGAGGCAUCAACAAGGACAGCACAGCCCCGGGCUUCUCCCCCCACCACACGCUCCAGCUCCAGGCUGCAGAACUGGCCCUUCUGGCCUCCAUCCAGGCCUUCGGGCUCCUGCGGAGCCGCCUGGGGGACCGGGGCUUCUCCAGGCCGCUGGAUGUCACCCCUGCCUCCAGCCUGAGCUUUGUGCUGGACGACGGCAGCAUGGGCGAGGAGAUCCACGCCGCCAAGAUCCAGGCUCGCCACGUCGUGGAGCAGCGGCGGGCAGCCCCGUGGAGCCCCCGCUGCGUGCUGGUGCCUUUCCAUGACCCAGGGGCCGGGUUUGGUCCUGUCUUUACCACCAGUGACCCUGACAGCUUCUGGCAGCAACUCAAUGAGAUCCAGGCCAUGGGAGGAGGAGACGAGCCUGAGAUGAGCCUGUCAGCCCUGGAGCUGGCCCUGCUGCACACCCCUCCACUCUCAGACAUCUUUGUCUUCACGGACGCCUCGCCCAAGGAUGCCUUUCUCACCCACCGCGUGGAAGCCCUGGCUCAGGAGCGACGCUGCAGGGUAACGUUCCUGGUGACUGAAGACCCGUCGCGGGGUCAGCGCCGCGUCCGGCGUGAGGUCUUGUCCCCGCUGCGCUUCGAGCCUUAUGAAGUGGUGGCCCUGGCCUCUGGAGGCGAGGUGAUCUUCACCCAAGAUCAGCACAUUCGCGACGUGGCAGCUGUUGUUAGGGACAGCACGGCCGACCUGGUGGUCCUGCCCCUGGAACCCCCGGUGGUGGUGCCUGGGAGGCCGCUGGUGUUCACUGUGGAUGGGCUGCUCCGGAGGGUAAUGGUCCGGAUCCACGGGGAGGUCCGCAGCUUCUGGAUCAGGAACCCUGCAGGGGUCUCCCAGGGCCAGGAGGAAGGCCAGGGCUCUCUCGGCCACACUCGCCGCUUUGGGCAGUUCUGGAUGGUGAGCAUGAAUGACCCCCCCCAGACAGGGACCUGGGAGAUCCAGGUCACAGCUGAGGGCAACACCCGGGUGAGAGUGCAAGCUCAGACGGCGCUGGACUUCCUCUUCCACUUUGGGAUCCCCGUUGAGGAGGGCCCCCACCCUGGCCUCUAUUCCUUGACCCAGCCAGUUGCAGGUCUCCGGACCCAGCUGCUGGUUGAGGUGACAGGGCUGCGCCCCGGCGGCCGCCGGGAAGGGCCGCUGCCCCACUUCUCCCACGUCGUGCUGCGAGGGGUUCCGGGGGGCGCCGAGCUGGGCCGGGUGCCCUUGGAGCCCAGGGGAGCCCCGGAGCGAGGUCUCCUGGUGGCCUCGCUUCCACCCCCGCUGCUGUCCACCGCGGGGCCCUUCGCUCUGGAGCUGCUGGGCCGGGACGGCGGCGGGCGGGACCUGCGCCGGGCGGCGCCCCAGCCCUGCAGGGUGGCCCCGGUCCUUCUGGAGCUCAGUGGCCCGGCGGGGUUCCUGGCCCCGGGCAGCAAGGCCCCCCUCAGCCUUCGCAUCGCCAGCUUCUCGGGGCCUCGGGAUCUCGACCUCAGGACGUGGGUCAACUCCAGCUUCACGCUCACCUCCAACCUCUCCAGGGUUCGCCUGGAGCACAACGAGUCCGCCUGGGGGCGCCUGUGGCUGGAGGUCCCGGAGUCGGCUGCCCUGGACUCCGUGGUGACGGUGACUGUGGCUGCGAUGGGUCGAGAAGCCAGACCAGUGCCCCCGACCCACGCCUUCCUCCGGCUCCUGGUGCUGGCCCCGCACCCACAGGACCAGCUCGCUGUCCCUGCCCACUCGUCUGGCCCGGUCCUCGCCAUGGCCAGCUCCACCCUUCCUCCCUCCCCUUUGGUGACUCGGGGCAGGGCCGGGGGAGGGCUGGCAGGCAACCCCUGGUGGGGCACAGUCGCUGGGGCGCUGCUCCUUCUAGGCCUGGCCUCCUGGUGACAGCAGCCCCUAAAGGAUGGGUCUCCAGCGCUCUUUCCAAUCCCUCCCGGUGCGUGAGCGAUGGCGUGGGCCUCGGGGCCCUACUCUCCCAGCGGGACUGGAGGUUUUCCUUCUCAUGCACUUGUCCCUUCUCUUAGCAAG